Messenger RNA from Symbiodinium pilosum, 519 nucleotides. Lineage: Eukaryota; Dinophyceae; Suessiales; Symbiodiniaceae. The record is from the annotation of a GenBank genome assembly.
GUCUUCAUCGACCGACAUCCUGGACAGCAGUUUCCCAAAUGCCCAUGGUGUCGGCGUGCACUGAGCGCGGCAAGAUGUUGGCGGAAGACGCCCACCGAGCUGUGGAGUGUCUUUUCGCAACAGUCUUUGUGCCUCUCCACGGCGUGCCCAGUGCCACACCUGCUGCUGCACCACAGCACUGCGUCACUCGGAGGCCGUCACAGACGCAGAAGGUUCGGAUGCUCCGUCCCUCCCAUGAGCAGCUCGAGAACCUCGUCAGCGCCAAGGUGCGACUGGAACGGGCGAGCAAAGCCACAUCGUCCAGAUUUGUGGCCAGCAGACAGAAGCACACAGCCGGAUCUCGACGACAAGGCGCUAAGCUUAGCGACCGUCCGGAAGGUGGUGAAGGACUCCAGCCGCAUGAGUCCUCACGAGGUGUGUCAGGGCGAAAGUUCCCCCCGGCGAUGGCUGCGCCGAGAAGGCACUUGGCUUGCGGUGGCGACGUUGUGGACUGGUGUAUCUCCCCCUGGACCGACAAAG